Acanthocheilonema viteae is the source of this 696-nucleotide messenger RNA. Lineage: Eukaryota; Metazoa; Nematoda; Chromadorea; Rhabditida; Onchocercidae. The record is from the annotation of a GenBank genome assembly.
AUGCCUGAGAAAUGGAAUUGCGAAGCAAUUGAAACUCAUAACGCUACACCAAUUCGAAUUACAGUGUGUACGCAUGUUCAUGUGGGAAUACCUGUUAUUAAAAGCCACAACUCAGUCGAACGGAAACUGUUCAGUACAAGCAGGGGAAUGGUACAACGAGAAUCGGUAUUGUACUCUGGAAUGCGACUGAUCCAACCAAAGAAUGCAAUUAUCGUAGAAUUGGGACUUAUGACGCUCAAAGAUACGAAAACCAUGUCGUCGUCCACAAGCUAUAAACCUCCCUUGUAUAUAACGGGACACCACGGAAAGAUCAGUCCCGAAGAAACUUUUGAUCCAGAAAAUGUGAAAUAUCAGUACAUAUUCGACAGUAUACAACUGCAGAUUAAUAAUGAGCUCAACAUUCUCAAUCAAAGAAGCUGCCAAAAUCGGAACAAUUUAUUUAUUAUUGCUAGUCGAGUGGUAUCACACGACAAUCCAACUCUGACUGCGAAGCUGAUAUUACAACGAAACGACAUCAUUGCAAGAAGAAUCAAUGGUAAAUUAUUGGUCGCUCCUUGUAAGUCUAAAGAAAUGGAAUCAACUACCGUCGAAUUCGAAGCCGAAAUAAUCAACAAAUUCGAAAAUGAAAGGAUAAAAGCAGAACUGGAAAUACUAGCUCGCAAACAUGAAUCAAUUCAACUGAUAUCCGAAACAUGA